AUGAGAUAUUAUAGUGCACAAGUGUACGCGCAGACACAAGUGCACUCUCUAUUCCUGUCACUCUCAUACUCCGGUGGGACGACUACUCGACACGACCGGUGUGUCCAUGUCCUCACGAUGAUGUACACGAUACCAGUAUUUAUUAUAGCACUGUCAGCCGCCCUCGCCGCGCCCGCCUUUGAAGCUGCAUCAACAGGUGUCACCAAUGACCAAUAUCCUUUCGAAACUGACAAAAACAAUUUCUCAGAGGAAAUAUUCAUGCCACAAAAGAGAGCAGCCCUGGUGUUGGAUCGAUUGCUGAUUGCAUUACAGAAAGCGCUUCACGAAGAAAGCGUGAAUCAGCGCGUAGAAGCAGAUCGCGACGGUCCCAGAAUGGCGCCCUUGCGUCUGGGUAAUUUUGAAGGAAAUGAUAUGACUGGACUACAACGACGUGGCCAAGGAUCCACCAGAGGCCGCGUACUCAGAUGCUACUUUAACGCCAUAACGUGCUUC
This is a messenger RNA of Brenthis ino (lesser marbled fritillary), 492 nucleotides long. NCBI's taxonomy places the organism in Eukaryota, Metazoa, Arthropoda, Insecta, Lepidoptera, Nymphalidae. The record is from the annotation of a GenBank genome assembly.